AUGUUCGGUCGCAAAAACCGCGACGUUUCUCCUGAGGACAGGGUCCCGUCAGAGGAGACCGAUCGUACCUUGACUCCUGGCAUCGAUGGCCCUACCAAAGCUCAAGUCAAGAGAGCAACUCGCACUCGUAUGAUCUGGGCUUUGAUUUCGUCCUUCCUCCUCCUCCUGACCGUCGUCUUCAUGAUCCUCGUCGAGGUUGGCUGCACCGGCACUGGAAGCAUCAAAAGCAGUAUCUACUUUAUCAACAUCGACCUGACCAACAUUUUCCCCGAGUCUGUUCCCGAUGCUGCUAUCAUCAACUCUAUCGCCCAGACUAUUGGUCUGCAUGAUUUCUACCGCGUUGGUCUUUGGGGUUUCUGCGAGGGUUACAAUGGUCAGGGCGUCACCGAUUGCUCCACACCCGAGACCCUUUAUUGGUUCAACCCUGUGGAAAUCAUUCUUAGCCAGCUGCUCGCUGGCGCAACCAUCGCACUCCCUACCGACGUUACCGAUAUCCUCGGUCUCAUCAGAGUCGUAUCGCACUGGAUGUUUGGUCUCUUCCUAGCCGGUGCCUGCUUGUCCUUCGUCAUGAUGAUUCUGAACCCUUUGGCCGUCUUCUCUCGCUGGCUCACCUUAUUCACCGGCAUCUUUACCUUCUUGGCCGCUCUCUUCGUCACCGUCGCCACCGUCAUCGCUACCGUCAUGUUCAUCAUUAUGCAGAACGCAUUUACCUCGGUCCAGGAGCUCAACAUUGGUGGAGAACUAGGCACCAAGAUGUUCGCAUUCAUGUGGAUCGCAGCGGCCACCUCAAUCCUUGCUUGGUUGAUUCAGACCAGUCUUUGCUGCUGCUGUGCCAGCAGAAGAGACGUCAAGAAGGGAAAGAAGACGGGCAGCAAGAAGGCCUGGCAAACAGAGACACCUGGAAUCAACGAAAAGGGAUCCAGACGUGGAGUCUUUGGCCGCAAGUAG
Aureobasidium vineae is the source of this 948-nucleotide messenger RNA. The record is from the annotation of a GenBank genome assembly. Lineage: Eukaryota; Fungi; Ascomycota; Dothideomycetes; Dothideales; Saccotheciaceae.